AAGUUGCUGCAGAAUUAAAAAAGACGUUUUGAAGAGCAAGUGUGUCUUCCCUCUCUUAUAAAAAGAAGAAAAACCAGGAGGUUUUAAGGAAAUCGGUGCGUCUGCUGAAGAAGUAUUAAAAUUUUUUUUUUAGUUCAACAUGUUUUCCCUAGUAAAGUUUGACAAUGACGGUGACUUCUAUGUUGUCAAAACAAAAGACGUGAAGCAUCACAAUUCCGACAAUUGUAUUGUAAAGUAUAAAGGCUGUUCGUACUCCGCAAUUUUCAUUAAAGCUGACGAUAAUAAAGAAAAUCUUGAAGAGAAGAAACAAAGUGAGAAUUUAAUGGGGACAAUAAACGCGGAGAAUCAAGAAACACAAAUAGCACCAAGAAUUCCUGCGAGCCGUGGUCGUGCUUAUCAAAAUAUUUCACCGUCGACAAUGUUAUACAUGAAAGAGUAUAUAAAAAAUCUACCUCCACUAGGAUCAAACAGAUCAGAUAAAGAGCCUAUGUCUUCAGUCACUAUACAUGGUGAAAAUAACGCAUCGGAUUCGGAAGAGAAUAAUACGACAGAUUUUUCAUCUUUUGAAACUAUAUCAAGAGGACAAUUUGAUUUAUCAAGAUUAUUUAAAUUCUCCUUGAUCACAUAUGACGAUUCAGAAUUUUGUGUAGUAAAUUCCAAAUCUAUAACACAAAUCCAAGGAGGUACGUGUGUGGUGAAAUGUAAAGGCGGAAAAUAAAUAAAACAGCUAUUGAAGAUAGAGAAAACAAAAAAAGAUCUAAGAAGGAAGAUUUGCCAAAAAAAAAAGAUAUCAAACAACUUUAUGAUUUUCUAAGAACCAAAAUGGUAUAUUCUAUAGCUACAUUAACUAAACAAUUUAUCUUUGAUGAUUGGAAAAAUCUUUUGGAAACUACUCUAAUAUGUCUACAAGUGUUCAAUCGACGACGAGCCGGUGAGAUCGAGAGAAUAACUAUUGAAAACUACAAUAAGAAGGAAACUAUUACUGACAAUAUAGAAGCUGGAUUUAUUGAUAAUAUUUCUAACCAAUCUUUUGAAUUCGCUAAACAGUAUGUAAGAAUUACCCUAAGAGGCAAAUUAGGACGUACUGUCAGCAUAUUGCUGGAUCCUUUAAGUAGAAAGGCAGUUGACCUUAUAUUAAAGCAUCGCAACAGUGCCGGAAUCCCGAAAUCAAAUCACUAUAUUUUCUCGGCUCCCGGAUCAUCAGGAAUAUCAAAAAAAUAUAUAAGAGCUUGCCCGUUAUUACGCAAGUUUGCCUUAGAGUGUGGGGCUACUAUUCCUCACACAUUAAGAGGAAAUAAAUUAAGGAAGCAUAUAGCAACGUAUACAGCUUUGCUAAACGUUGAAGAAGCCACAGUGGAUAAGCUAGCAAAUUUUCUUGGGCACCAUAAGGAUAUACACAAAAGUAUUUAUAGAGUAUCGGUACCAAUGGCGGAAAUCACCACAGUGUCCAAGAUUUUGCUGUCAGCUGCUGGUUGUAGGAAUGAGGAAAACUCCGAAAAUAAUAGUUUUGAUAAUCUUCGUGGAAACAUAUCUUCCGAAUCUGAGUCAUCAUCUGAUGAAUCAGAUAAUAUUACAUAUGGCGCAAAUUUGGUAAAAAAGAAAAUUAGUAAUACUUCUUGCGGAAAAACAAAAAAAUGCCGGUGGACAAUCGAUGAGCAAGAAGCUUUGACUGCUGAAUUUGGGGAUAUUUCUUCAAUGGAAAAGUUGCCAUCUUUCAAGGAGUGCAUGAGGGUCGUGUCUGAAAAUGAAGUGCUAUGCUGCAGAACCCCAGCACAAGUAAAAACGUUUAUAGACAACAAAAGGAAAAAAGGCAAAAAAAUUAAGUUAUUUUACAAUGCAAUGUUGUUAAAUUAAUAUAUACACAAUGUGCACUAAAUCUUGUAUUAAUUUCAUAUUGUAGAUACAAAAUAUUUGACCAACAAUUUUUUCCAUUAGGUCUUGUAGUAAAUUAUUAUACACAUUAUAAUAUAAUUAUAAAUGUAUACUUAUAUAAAAAAAAAUAAGUCAUAUAAUUUAAUACAAACCGCUUUAUUUAUAUACACGAAUAUAAAAACUUCAAAUGUUUAUUUAAAAUUAAGAGUGUAAUAAAAUUGCACUAUAACUCUAACUGUAUUAUAAAUAUAUAAAAUAUUUAAUAAUAUCGAAAGAAAACACUUUAUAUAAAUCAUCAUAUGAAUUUUACACGUUUCUUUUAAAUUAAAUUAAUUUGUUUAAAUUUAUGUUUGCAAUAAACAUAGUGUUUAUAUGAACAACUGACAAUUACAAUAUA
Molecule: messenger RNA, 2269 nt
Organism: Musca domestica (house fly)
Lineage: Eukaryota; Metazoa; Arthropoda; Insecta; Diptera; Muscidae
Exons: 6
Coding region: 823-1854 (343 amino acids)
Source: RefSeq, a predicted model, not a curated record